This is a messenger RNA of Symbiodinium necroappetens, 943 nucleotides long. NCBI's taxonomy places the organism in Eukaryota, Dinophyceae, Suessiales, Symbiodiniaceae. The record is from the annotation of a GenBank genome assembly.
GUCGCGGCCAGGGAGCGGGCGGAGCGGGUCCACGGGUGCCGGCGGCAGGCCGAGCUCAAAGAAGAGCCUGGCAGAGGCCGGCGGGCAGAGGAGCAGGGACCUGCGGAAGACCAUCUCCAGGAUGAUCUCCAUUCAGAGGCUCUCCACUCGCAAGGCUUUGGCAGAUAUUGAGGCCGAUCAUCUUCGAGACUACCUGACCUUCCUCUACCGGAAGGCCGAGCAGCUGCUCCUCUGGGAGAAGCUCGAUGCCAAGAUCUCCAAGGCGGCGGGCGAGGAGCGGAAGCCGGUGAUCGAGCUCUGCUCCAGGGCCUCCUUCUCUCAGAUGAAGAGCCUCCGCACCAGCUGCUUCGAGAACGACGAGGAUCUGGAUCGCAGCGAGCUGGACGAGGACUUCAGCCCGGACCAGAUUACCAGCUCGGCACAGCUCCGAAGGUUCUCCAACACGGAUGCGCGGGUCAGACGUCAAAGUGCGUUUGUGAUUCAGAUGCCCCAGGAGGAACCCUUCGACGAGACAGAUGAGGUGAAGGUCCAGGAAGUUCGCGAGGUGCUGACCCGAGUGCAAGACAACCUCCGGCUGGAGGAGAUCUUUCCAGAGCCCUUGGAGCCCGAGGGUGCGCCCCGCAAGACGCCCUUGCCCAGGGCCUUGGUUGUCGCCGUCGCCGACAACAGCCCAGAGCUCGUAGGACUGCUCUUGGAGUUCAAGGCCGAUGCCUCGGCCGUCUACGAGGGGGAGAGCAACUUCAAGGGCUGGAUCAAGCCCGGAGCCUCGCUCCUGCACUCCGUGACCAACCGCAAGGGCACCAUGCUCGCGGAGCGCUUGGAGAAAGUCGAGGAGAGCUCAGCUGAGAGCGAGCACCCGCUCGAACUCCUCCAGGCAGCCGUCGCGGAGGACUGCGAUAAUGCUCCGGUGGACGAGCUCGCAGCGAGUCCUCUGGACGAGGAG